UGAACCGAUCAGAUUUCAGUACACUAGAUGUGUUUGAGUAAAUGCUGCAUGCAGUAUGUCAUUUUCUUCUGAUUUCAUUGAUAAAAGCCAUUAUAAGAUUCGACCAACACAUGUUUUCGAAACGGCACAAUUCAGGCGAACCUAACAACUUCUUAUUUGUUUUUAACUGUGUGACAACUUUGAUUACUUAAGAACGACACCACUUAGAAUGAUUCUGACUUUUCUGAUAGAAACUUCAGAGUCUUGGCUUUCAAACGAGACCAAAACCAUGCAUGAGCUCCAAAAUGUUCAUCAACAGCAUUGAAUUUACUUUGGGUAUUUUCUAAAAUAGAGGUCAACAGGAUCGAAACUUUAACAUUUUAGUUCCGCCUUUUACUCUUCGUUCCCAGCCGGACGAAUAAUAACGCUGCACCGUGUCUCGCAAACAUCCGCCGAAGCUUCCAGGAUUACAAAAGCGUGAUUAGUGACUUAUUUCCAACUGCGCCAGCGAACACGAGCGGGCGGAUGGCCCGGCUUGGAUGGCUUAUUUAGGUCCUCGGCUGGGUCGGUCUCGCAUAUUUCUCCCCGGUGUGUUCGUGUGCAGAGCCCUCGCAUCGGUCGGUAUGGACGGCAUGGGUCUGGCGAUGAGUCGGUCCACGCUGGAGCGGCUCCCCUUUGACAACGUCGCCCUCAAGAAGCUUCCCCUGGAUGAAUCCGAGGAGCCGGGGGUACGGCUGGUGAAGGGAGCGUGUUUCUCCCGGGUACAUCCGCAGCCGCUGUCCAAGCCUCGGUUCGUGGCCGUGUCGCACGAAGCCCUGGCGCUGCUGGGUCUGGACGGGGAGGAGGUGGUGAACGAUCCGCUGGGGCCGGAGUACCUGAGCGGAUCCAAGGUGAUGCCCGGAUCCGAGCCCGCCGCGCACUGCUACUGCGGACACCAGUUCGGCCAGUUCGCCGGGCAGCUGGGCGACGGGGCGGCGUGCUACCUGGGGGAGGUGAAGGCACCACCCGGCCAAGACCCCCAGCUGCUCCGGGAAAACCCGAGCGGCCGGUGGGAAAUCCAGGUUAAAGGAGCAGGACUGACUCCUUACUCCAGACAAGCCGAUGGCCGCAAGGUCCUCCGCUCUAGUAUAAGAGAGUUCCUGUGCAGCGAGGCGAUGUUCUUCCUGGGCGUGCCCACCACCAGGGCCGGCUCUGUGGUGACCUCUGACAGCAGGGUCGUGCGGGACGUGUACUACAGCGGGCACCCUCGCCAUGAGAGGUGCUCCGUGGUCCUCCGCAUCGCGCCCACCUUCCUCAGGUUCGGGUCCUUUGAGAUCUUUAAGCAGGCGGACGAGUUCACAGGGCGCCAGGGUCCCAGCUACGGACGCGAUGAGAUCCGAGGUCAGAUGUUGGAUUAUGUCAUGGAGAUGUUCUACCCCGAGAUCCAGCAGAAUUACCCCGACCGAGUAGAGAGGAACGUGGCUUUCUUCAGAGAGGUGGUGCUUCGUACGGCUCGGCUCGUGGCUCAGUGGCAGUGUGUGGGAUUCUGUCACGGAGUCCUGAACACGGACAACAUGAGCAUCCUGGGGCUCACGCUGGACUACGGGCCUUACGGCUUCAUGGACAGGUUCGAUCCAGAUUUCAUUUGCAACGCCUCCGACAACUCCGGCCGGUACUCCUACCAGGCGCAGCCGGCAAUUUGCCGGUGGAACCUGGUGAAGCUCGCCGAGGCUCUCGCUCCGGAGUUGCCGCCGGACCGGGCUGAGGCUGUCAUCGACGAGUACAUGGACCUGUAUAACGGAUUCUACUUGAAGAACAUGAGGAAGAAGCUGGGAUUGCUGCAGAAGGAGGAGCCUGAGGACGAGAUCCUGAUCACUGAGCUGCUGCAGACCAUGCACAACACAGGUGCGGACUUCACAAACACCUUCCGUAGCUUGAGUCAGAUUUCUUGCCCCAGUGAGGGAGAAAGUGAAGGAGAUGAGGAUCUUGUCAAGAAAGCUGUAGCCCUCCUGUUGGAGCAGUGCGCCUCCUUAGAGGAGCUCAAAGCUGCCAACAAACCUACGAUGGAGCCACGGGAGCUGGCGGUGCUGCUCUCCAUGGCUCAGAGCAACCCAGCGCUGUUCGAGAUGAUCUCAGACAGGACGACCAUCGCGAGGCAGUUGGAGAAACUCAGCAGGCUGAAAGACCUGAUGGAGACGAACCAGGAAGAGCUGAAAACCAAACAGGCGGAGGACUGGACCUCCUGGAUCACACGCUAUAGGAAACGUCUGGCGCGUGAGCUGGAGGGGCAGAGUGAUGUGCAGGCCGUGCAGGACGAGAGGGUGAAGGUGAUGGACAGCACCAACCCUCGCGUGGUUCUCAGGAACUACAUUGCCCAGAAUGCCAUAGAGGCCGCUGAGAAUGGAGACUUCUCUGAGGUCGAACAGGUUCUCAAAGUUCUGGAGAAGCCUUUCUCCUCGCAGCCGGGCCUGGAGCUCCCAGCGUGGGUCGGAGGAGGCGGCGCCGGCGCUCAGGGAGAGAGGGACGAAGGAGAGGAGCAACAGCAAGAGGGCGCCACGUCCACGGCCAGAACUCGCGUGCCUUACGACAGCAAGCCCCCCGCUUGGGCUCGUGAAAUCUGUGUCACAUGAUCUUCGUAAUAACUUCCUUGACUAACAGCUUCCCGGCCAAAAACAACAGGAGAGUUGAAUGGUGUUAAUUUGUUUUCUUUUACACUAUUCUUUCCUCCUCCCUCACUGUGCGACUCUCUGUUAUUUUGGCUGGAUGCGUCAGGGAAGUGAGCGCGAGGCUCGACACCCCGUAGGCUGGCUACAUGACACGAAACGGACAGGAAGAGCGUUGAGUUUGCACAAAUGCAUAAAACCUUCUGCUUUACUGAAGCAGUGGAUUUUAACACCAGUAGCUGAUGAGUUUGAUUGAUAAUUGUUGUUAUCUGCGUCACUUCCAAGUCAUGUUGGGUGAGAGGAAAAAAAAAAAAUUCCUAUAAUAUUGUGCAACUCUGCUCAACCUUUUCCGCUGUCUGUCUGGUGUUGGGUUUGCUAUUCAUGACGAGUCCGACAACAAGUCCUGCAGUGACCUGUCUGACUCUGAGAAGCCACGGGGUAUCGCCUCAACAUGUAUUAUACAUCAGACCGGCAACACAGGGCCAGAGGAGCCUUUUUUUUACUACGUAAACAACUACUUCUUCUUUUUUUUUAUAAAGCUAAUUACGCCAAAGAGUUGCUUUGUAGUAACACCCAACAAAAACUUCCCAGAUCUCAGAUGAGCUUUCGGUUUGGGCUGAAUUUGUUUCAACAGAAGGAAGAGGAGAGCUCACUAAGCAGAGGUCGUGUUGAUUUACUUAUUACUUCAUCCCAAUUUAAUCCAAAGAGCUGUGGCUAUAAUGUGUGUAGCGAGGAUACAUGAUGACCACGGCACAAGGCGCUCAUCUGCUUUACAGAAUCUCGAUAGCUAGUAAUUGUGCAAACAUUUCUAGCCUGCUGUAACCUGUAUUAUAUAAAAUAUUGGUCUUCAACAGGGGGUCCGUGACCCCUAGAGGGUCAACGGAGGUACUGCAAGGGGAUCGCAAACUCUUUGGUUGAUCAGUUUGGGCGUCCUUGGCCUGAAAAACAUUGAAGACCCCUGAUAUGAAGAAUAACUUGUAGUGGUUGGCCGGGUUAUUUGUGGGCUCAUAAAGCUCAGUUUAUUCCUCCUAUGCUGUUUAUUCCUAACCUAUGCCUUUUAGAGCCGUUUAUACUUGUGCGCGCUCUCCCAAACACUAGUUGGCGCUGUGUCUUUUUUUGUGUGUGUGUGUGUGUCAGUCAGGUUUAUUUAAUUUCUACUUCCUGCUUCAGUAGUGAAGAUUUUACCUUUCAGGCUACGAGGCUUCAGACAUGACUGUGACAGUAGUGAUUUUUUUUUAACCUGAAGUCUCAUUGUCGUAAAUAAGAUGUAGUAUCUUGAUCCAAAGAGACUGAGGGGCCAUGACUCAAGAUCGUUUUUUUCUUUUCUUUUUAAUGCAUCUUACUCAUUUCCUAUGCACUUGACUUCUAUGCAUAUUUUCUUAAAGUCAUUUAUAGACCAUUUUAAUCCUGGAGGCUUUAUUAUUAUUAUUAUUAUCAUUAUUAUUAUUGUUUUGCACUGAUGCUUAGUCUGCAAAUGUCAUUUGCGUGCUCCCAGUAUCAGAUGGGAUGUGUUGCAAGCCGCAGGUAAUAGAUGUGCCGGUCUGAUGUAUAGCAAACUAUAUUGUGUGUGUGUGAGUGUGUGCGUGUGGGGGUGGGGGGGUGAGAGUGAGAGUGUGAGUGAGAGCAAUGAUGAUUGAAUCUAAUAAUAGUUUUAUAUCUGUGGUUGAAUCAGUUCAUUUAAAAAAAAAAGCCGCAGUAUAGACACGCACAAUAGAGAAUAUAUAGAGAUCCUAACCUCUACCUUCACAGGCACAGAGCUACAACCAUAAGUUAUCUUUACUGUUAUUUCUAUAUGUGCAGGAAGCACUGAAACCCCGCUGGCUGAAGGCAAAAAGAGAACCAGGUGUUAUAUUUGACUAUUUAUGGCUGCGGCCGCACAGAAAGAGGAAGUACGAUGUAGAUUGUGCCACAAAUGUGAUGCCACAGACAGAGGGUGAAAGGGAGAAAAAAAAAAAGAUUCAUUUCCAUUCAUGAAUUAUUUUGACUCUGCAGCCUUCUCAUAAGGUCACCGGCGCAGAUAAUCACUUGCACCCUUGAAUGACAAAUGGAAUUGUAUUAAUAUUGUAUUUUGUUUUUAUUGAAUAUGAAAUAUGGUUGAGCUCUUCCUCAGUUCUAGCCUUAACCUGCCCCAAUAAACUGAGUCCACGCA
Molecule: messenger RNA, 4770 nt
Organism: Mugil cephalus (flathead mullet)
Lineage: Eukaryota; Metazoa; Chordata; Actinopteri; Mugiliformes; Mugilidae
Gene: selenoo1
Product: selenoprotein O1
Exons: 9
Source: RefSeq, a predicted model, not a curated record